AUGGCGACGUGUGCCUGGUCUGGCCUGGCUGGGCGGCGGGAGCCCGUCGUCGAGAGCUGGAGGGAACACUCGCAGCAGCCACACCAAGAGGCCCACAGUCUCAUUGUCAUCUUCAUUGUCAUCAACACCACACACCACUGUAUCGCCAUCGUCAUGGCAAGCUUUGGCACCAUGAACCAAGGCCCUGGCCGUCCACGCAAGCAAGGAGGGCCGUGGACCACCGCCGAGAACGAGCGACUCACAUUCCUGGUGAACCGACAUGAAAGCAUCAAGAGCCAGCUCCACUGGGUCGAGAUCGCCCGGAAUCACGGUACCAGAGACGCAAAGCAGUGCCGCGAGCGGUGGGACAACCACCUCAAGCCUGGCCUGAACAGGGAAAAGAUCUCUGCGGAGGAGGGAGUAUACAUCUUGGAUUGGGUCAAGGAGAAUGGCAAGCGCUGGGCACCGCUCGGCCGCGAAAUAAAACGUCCCGAGAACAUGGUCAAGAACUACUACUACCAAGAGCACAAGAAGUCAGAGCGCGGAAUCACCAAACACAGGCGUCACGGGAGUCGCCAUCGCCCAUUGCACGACCGUCUUUCAUCUUCCGUGCCAAUGUCGCGGGACAACUCGUCCUCUUCUUCCCACCAGGCAUACGGACGCUCUUCGGCGUCGCCUGUGUACGCCUCCGCCCCUAACGACUACAACCACAGAGUAGCUGGUCAAUAUUACCAGCAUUACACACCCUACGAUUACUCUUCUCGGCGCACCAGCGUGGCGUCUGUCAUGACCAACCCUCCGUCGCUGACCCCAGAUCACGGCUCUCCAGCUGAGUCGCCCCGUGCCGGGGCAGAGAUUCCCUACCCUCCAGGCCAAUUCGCACUUCCGUCAUAUCAUCCGCAGCCUGUCGAGAUCCCAUUGUCCUCGGGCCAUUAUCUUGUCGUCGAGGGCGCAGGACACAAGCGAUCAAACUCGGCAUCAUCUUACGGCUCAUUCUCCAUGGCACACCCUCACAGCCCAACUUCAUUUCCAAUCCGCAUCGGAUUCUUGGACAGACAGAGGCAACCCGCUGUGCAGGCUCCAUCCAUUGCCACCCCUGCCUUCUCUGACAGACGGCCUACUCAGCCGUCACCGCCACGGAAUUCUGAGCAGGCCGCCUCCAAUUCCAGGAAGAACUUGGAUGUGCGCAUGUCUCUCUCACACAUCCUCGGUUGA
This is a messenger RNA of Diaporthe citri, 1194 nucleotides long. RefSeq lists its product as uncharacterized. The coding region runs from base 1 to 1194 and encodes 397 amino acids. The record is from RefSeq and is a predicted model, not a curated record. Gene Ontology annotation, biological process: mitotic cell cycle; positive regulation of transcription by RNA polymerase II. The transcript is spliced from 2 exons. Gene Ontology annotation, cellular component: nucleus. Gene Ontology annotation, molecular function: DNA-binding transcription factor activity, RNA polymerase II-specific; RNA polymerase II cis-regulatory region sequence-specific DNA binding. NCBI's taxonomy places the organism in Eukaryota, Fungi, Ascomycota, Sordariomycetes, Diaporthales, Diaporthaceae.